Trematosphaeria pertusa is the source of this 1998-nucleotide messenger RNA. Its product is annotated as benzoate 4-monooxygenase cytochrome P450. The record is from RefSeq and is a predicted model, not a curated record. The coding region runs from base 95 to 1714 and encodes 539 amino acids. Gene Ontology annotation, molecular function: oxidoreductase activity, acting on paired donors, with incorporation or reduction of molecular oxygen; heme binding; iron ion binding. The transcript has 3 exons. Lineage: Eukaryota; Fungi; Ascomycota; Dothideomycetes; Pleosporales; Trematosphaeriaceae.
UACCCUCACCUGCGGGUCCACGGAUAGUCUAUCUCAUAUCUAAAGCACGCAUCGUCCUUCCAGGCCAAACUGCCCCACCACCCAGCUUUUCAAAAUGGCCCUUCUUGUGCCCUUCGCCGUCAGCCUCGCUGCCAGCUACCUGAUCGCGACGGCUCUGUACAAUCUUCUUCUGCAUCCACUUGCCAGCAUCCGUGGCCCCCUCCUCGCCCGCAUCAGUUCGCUCCCUUCAUUCUACCAUGCCUGCAAAGGGGACCGGCACAUUUGGAUUUGGCAGAAUUUCCAAGUCUAUGGCGACAAAUUUCGUGCCGCCCCCAACUUGGUUCUGUUCAACAGCACACGCGCCUACACAGAUAUCUACGGCGCCCGCGCCAAUAUCACCCGCAGCGAUUUCUACAAGGCAUGGCAGCGCAACAAGUACGAUGUCCACACAAUCAAUUCGACCGAUCCCAUACUCCAUGCAAAGAAGCGCAAGCUGCUAAACCUCGUUUUCACCGAGCAAUCGCUCAAAGCCGCGAGCCCGCUGAUAAUCCGCCAUGUGGACCGAUGGGUCCAGUUGUUGAGCAGCCCCGCACCAGAUCGGCCAGGCAAGGACACGGAGGGCUGGUCUCAACCCCGGGACAUGGCGACCUGGGUGGACUAUCUCGUCUUCGACAUUCUGGGAGACUUGUGCUUCGGUGAAAACUUCAACACGAAGGAGCCAGGCGAGAAUAAGCUGAAGAAGCUGCCGCAUCUGAUAAUGAAGCAGGUGGCCCUAGGCCAUAAGAUCUCCAAAUCUCCUCUUUUCAACUUAGUCCUUUACCUCCAACCUCGCGGACUCAACAAACUGAUGGAGCGUGCCCGUAAGAUCGAGGUCAAAGAUUACAAUGCAUUUGUCGAAAGCAACGUGGACAAACGGAUAGCUGCCCACAAAGCAGGCGCGAACGUCCCAGGUCGUGAGGAUAUGUUCCACUUCCUUCUCACGGCCACAGACCCGGACACCAACCUCCCCGCCUUCUCCAACCGGCACCACCUACUCGCCGAAACCCGACUACUGGUUCUAGCUGGAACGGAUACCACCGCCAUGACACUCUGUGCCUUGUUCUUUUACCUCGCGCACAACCCGCGCGUGCUGUCCAAACUGGCUCAGGAAGUUCGAUCUACUUUUAGCUCAAGCGACCAGAUCGUCCUUGGAACGAAGCUAAGUGGAUGCAAGUACUUGCGCGCUUGUAUCGACGAAACACUCCGCAUGGCUCAUCCGGCUCCUAGUGAAUUGCCACGCGAAGUCCUCCCUGGCGGGGCUGUUAUUGAUGGGCACCUGUAUCCCGCUGGAACAGUUGUCGGCUGCGCAGGUUGGUCCAUGGGUCGCAACGAAACCGUCUUCGGCGAUGUUGCCACGUAUCGCCCGGAGCGUUGGAUCCCUUCCUCUGAUCCGGACACUCUCAACUCGGACGCCGAUGUACAGAAGUUAAAGAGGGCAUUCCAUCCCUUUUCUAUUGGAUCCAUGAAUUGUGCGGGACAAAAUCUUGCGACUCUAGAGCUAUUGCUCGUGAGCGCGAGGACAGUCUGGGGAGCUGACUUCCGAUUAGCGCCAGGCCAGGCCGCAUGCCUGGGAGAAGGGCGCCCGGACAUGGGAUGGGGCCAGAUGAGUCCAACAGAGUACAUGGUGAAGGAUGCUUACCUCUGCUUGAAAGAAGGCCCCGUCCUUCAGUUCAGGCAGAGGCUAGAGGGAGCAUGAUUUGCAAUGGUUUGUCGGAUCUAAUGUUGGCCUAUGUAUCUCUACUAAAAACGGCCCAUAUGAUCUUAGCUCGAGUCUAUAGAUUCAAGUCCGGAAACCCUUUCUACCUUCAGAUACACUCAAACUUCUUCAAUCGCGCGAGAAGGUGCAGGUGCUUCAAACUCCGCAUCGACCACUCGUGCGCCUCCGAAUGACACGGCGCUGGACCCAAAGUGCACGGGUCUUGCGGAAGGACGAAGUCAGAGAGGGGAACCGCGCACAUCCAGCCCACUAAUCAACACUUU